AUGGUUGGCAUUCUAGGUCCCCGGGCUCUAUCCUGGGCUUUGGUCGUGCUCGCAACUGGCGUGGUCUACACAACAUACAUACACAAUAUCAUCUUCCUCACCAUCGGCAUUGGCCGGGAAAUCCAACCAAUCGAGGACUUUCCAUGGAUUUGCACUCGCGUCCAGCACUCUCUCCUUGAAGGCUGCGAGGACUUGUGGCUUGAUGACCAGGAACGAAAGCUGUACGCAGCAUGCACCAGCCUGGACUCUCGUCAGGCUUGGUCCCCUGCAGGCGACAAAUACAACAUCUCCGCGAGAUCCCGCACGGAUCACAUCGCUGUUCUUGAUAUUGAUCAACCUGGCUUGGAUGGGCUGUACGGUCUACGGCAGCUCCAAAUUGGCGGAUAUCACGAUGAUCUUGAUUUGCAUGGAUUCGACGUUCGCAACAUUGAAGGUCGGCUUCGAUUCUGGUUGAUUAACCACAGACCUCCUGUUGACCCUGUGACUGGGGAGUUCCUUGAUGCCAGCACCGUUGGGGCAAAUUCAACUGUUGAGAUCUUUGAUCUGGACGAGACUUCGGAGACGCUUGAGCAUGUUAAGACCGUGGCCAGCGAGGCGAUUAUUACGCCCAAUGGUGUGGCCGUGGAAGAAGAUGGUCUGGGCUUCGUGAUUACGAAUGACCACAAUACCAAAACUGGCGCUUCUCGCGGCCUAGAAAUUCUGAUUGGAGGUGGAAGUCUCGCUUAUUGUCGAUCUGACACGGGGAAAUGCCAUAUCGCCGCUGACAAGGGAUUCUCCAUGGCCAAUGGAAUAGCCCACGACAAGAAUGGUCACUUCUACGUCGCUCACUCUGUGACUGGUCUCAUUACUGUCCACAAACUCGUCAAUAACCAAUUGAUCCAGGUUGAUUCAAUCCAUACCGGGUACCCAAUGGAUAACCUGUGGCUAGAUGCAGAUGGCAACCUCAUUGCAGCUGCGUUCCCUGACUUCAUCGCAUUUGCGAAAUCUACCAUGGACCCGUACAAUGUAGUAGCACCUGCUACUGUCCUUUCAAUCAAUGGAAUUGCCAAUCAACUGAAGACGCUCGGAAAGAAUUUUAAAGUGUCGAAAUUGGUGGAGGAUAGAGAUGCCAAGAGCCUUCCCAGCUCGACAGUUGCAGUGCAUGAUGUGAAGGGCCAUAAAUUGUUUUUGGCGGGUGUUUUCUCUCCAUUUAUUACAAUUUGUGAGCAGCUCCCUCACGGCCUCCGCCUCUCUGGUGAGCUAGCCUACAUCGCAACCAAGCACCUUACCAACAAAGCCCUCGCUAAAGCAAACCCAUAUGCUUUCGACCAGAGCGGUCGCAUCAAGUCGGCCGCAACGCGCAUUCCCGAAGACCCAGCUCCUCUUGCAAGAGCCCACGGGCUGCCUCUCAUUAUCGUCAACAAGGACUCCGUCCCAUUGACCCGUCGCCCGUUCGCACUGCACUCUGCCGCGCUCAAGAGCAAAUCGGAUAAGAACCUUAAGGGGGCAGCAAGUGCAUUUACAAUCGGCACUAUACUCCACCCUGGCGGAAUGCCAUUGAUCAUCGCCAUGUCGCCGGAUACGAACCCGUUCCGGGCGGCUGGUGAGUUCACUCUCUGGGUGAAGCCCUCCUUCAGCGACUGGACGGUUGAUGCUGUUCUCGAUGAGCUGGGCAAGGUUGGGAACAUGAGACAGAAUGAUAUUCUUGGCACUUUUGCUUACUUCAAGCAAACGGAAGAUUGA
This is a messenger RNA of Penicillium arizonense, 1722 nucleotides long. RefSeq lists its product as uncharacterized. NCBI's taxonomy places the organism in Eukaryota, Fungi, Ascomycota, Eurotiomycetes, Eurotiales, Aspergillaceae. The transcript is spliced from 3 exons. The record is from RefSeq and is a predicted model, not a curated record. The coding region runs from base 1 to 1722 and encodes 573 amino acids.